AUGGCCACCACUGGACGCGUCAGCUUCACCGUGCGCAGCCUCCUGGAUUUACCAGAGCAGGACACGCAGCACCCGCGGAGGCGGGAGCCGGAGCCGCGCUCGUCCCUGCGCCUUGGCCCGUGUGCGGUCUGGCUGGAACCAGAGCGCGGCCACUACCCCUCUUCGGACGAGAGCAUCUCGGAGACCAACCCGCCCGAUUCGUCACAGGGGCCGUCCCCACGCCCUGCAUCGCCGGGCUCAGACGCUGAGAAGAGGAAGAAGCGGCGGGUGUUGUUCUCCAAGGAGCAGACGCUGGAGCUGGAGCGGCGCUUCCGGCAGCAGCGCUACUUGUCGGCGCCAGAGCGGGAGCAGCUGGCGCGCCUGCUGCGUCUCACGCCCACGCAGGUCAAGAUCUGGUUCCAGAACCAUCGUUACAAGCUGAAGCGCUCGCGCACUUCAGGAGCGGUGGGGUCUCCUGACCUCGCCGCCGCUGCGGAGAGGCGCUCCGCGCCGGGUCUGCUGCGCCGCGUGGUGGUGCCCGUUCUGGUGCGCGACGGGCAGCCGUGCGGCGGCAGUGGGGGCGGCGAGGCGGGCCCAGCCGCAGCCCAGGACAAGUGCGGCGUACCCCAGGCCGCCGCCGCCUGCCCUCUGCCGGGUUACGCCGCCUUCAGCCCGGCCUCAGCUCUCGGCCUCUUCCCCGCCUACCAGCACUUAGCGCCCACCGCCCUAGUCUCCUGGAACUGGUGA
Orycteropus afer afer is the source of this 726-nucleotide messenger RNA. RefSeq names its product NK2 homeobox 8 (gene NKX2-8). The record is from RefSeq and is a predicted model, not a curated record. The coding region runs from base 1 to 726 and encodes 241 amino acids. Gene Ontology annotation, cellular component: nucleus. The transcript is spliced from 2 exons. Gene Ontology annotation, molecular function: RNA polymerase II cis-regulatory region sequence-specific DNA binding; DNA-binding transcription factor activity, RNA polymerase II-specific. Lineage: Eukaryota; Metazoa; Chordata; Mammalia; Tubulidentata; Orycteropodidae. Gene Ontology annotation, biological process: regulation of transcription by RNA polymerase II; cell differentiation.